This is a messenger RNA of Amphimedon queenslandica, 524 nucleotides long. Its product is annotated as mortality factor 4-like protein 1. Bases 71 to 469 code for a protein of 132 amino acids. The transcript has 5 exons. NCBI's taxonomy places the organism in Eukaryota, Metazoa, Porifera, Demospongiae, Haplosclerida, Niphatidae. The record is from RefSeq and is a predicted model, not a curated record. Gene Ontology annotation, biological process: regulation of DNA-templated transcription; chromatin organization. Gene Ontology annotation, cellular component: NuA4 histone acetyltransferase complex; nucleus.
UAUAAUUUUUAACUCUAAAGAUUGAGGGAUCAAAUUUGGAGACAUUUUCUAAGUUGUAACUGGAUUUGUGAUGCCUGGAGGAAGUGGAGCGGGUAAUAAACAGAAAUCUGACAAACUGGGCGAGGGAGAGAAAGUACUCUGCUACCAUGGACCACUCAUAUAUGAAGCAAAAAUUAAUAAGAUUCAAAUGAAAGACAAGUCUUUGCAAUAUCUUGUUCAUUACAGUGGGUGGAGCAAAUCUUGGGAUGAGUGGGUUCCUGAAUCAAGAGUUCUCAAAAUUAACGACACGAAUCUUCAGAAACAAAAAGAGCUUCAGCAGCAGCAUCCUCUCGUUGAGAAGCAGAGAAAGACCGGGACAAAAAGAAAGUCUGACAAGAAAGGACGAGAAUUUGAGCCAGCCACCAGAAGGAGGAGAAUGAUGAGACAAGAUAUCAGUGAAACGGUAUUUCUCAUCAAAUUUUAUUUUUAAUCAUAUUUUAAUAUUUUUGUGGCCCAAAUUUUUUAUGUGAAUAGCCAGUAAUUUA